UUACCCCUAUCUGUGCUCGAGCAAUGGAGGAGGUCCAAUCGUUCCUGGAUCGAUUCACUAUUGCGGAAUUGCUGGCUGAAGUGCGCUCUCGUGUAGAGGUACAGGCGCAUCCCAGAGACGACUCAGAUGCGUACAAACAACCAGAUCCAGAAUGGAGGACGAUGAAACCAGACGAAAUUCUCCAUCGCGAGCGCGAGAUGCGCCAUAUCGCAGCGCUCCUGCGCACACGCUACAACUCGACCAGACCGAUCAACCUCCUCCCUCCCGAGAUCCUCGCCACAAUCUUCAGAUUCGUGCAGGAUUUCGAAUCACUACACGAUGCGUUCCCUAUCCGCCCUGAUGAACGAUGCUGGCACAACGCGUGGCUGCCCAUCACGCAUGUUUGCCAGCACUGGCGGACGAUUGCGUCGAUGUUUCCCGAGCUGUGGACGUACCUGUUCACUAGCUCGAGGACUCGAGGCCAGGACGCCUACGCUUCCCAUUUCCUGGAUCGGUCAGGAACGAUGCCGCUACAUAUCUUCUUCUCCUUCAACUCCUCAGCGUACUCCUAUGCAACGAUGAGGGUAUCUGAGGACUGCGCCAUACUCCCCCGACUAGCUCAAUACGGCGAUCGAAUCGAGACACUCCAGCUUCAAGAAACCAAGCACUUACGAACGGAAAUAUGGGAUUACCUCCGAUUCGAAGCACCAAAGCUGCGAUCGCUCUUCCUCGAUCCUAUACUGUGGAACUUCCAAGACGCUGCCCGACCGCUUCCUCUUCUUUUCAAAGGGCACACACCUUCCCUUGAGCGGUUAUACCUUAACCAUGUCGGGACGUGGACGAACGAGUUUCGUAACCUCACCCAUCUGUGCCUUAGCAACCAACAAGACCUUGAUCGACCCCUCCUAUCCCAGUUCCUCUCCUUCCUUUCGCGUUCUCCGGGGUUGGAGGUGCUGAAACUGAUCAACGCUCUUCCGACUCGAGUAUCAGAAUCCCGUUCCGAAUCCCCAUCGUCGUCGUCGUCGCUGAUGCGCAUCUCCCUCCCCCAUCUUCGCAUUCUCGAAGUUGGAGCCUUCGAUCCGCGUCUUGACGGCGCCGAUACCUUCGUGGACCGCCUCAUCCUCCCACUUGACUGCCUGAGGGUGAUAUGGGCCGACCAACUCUUCACAGCCGAGGGGAGCGUGCUCAAGUUCGUCGAUACCUCCUCAUCCUCCCCAAUCACGACAGCCGCCAUUCGCACGAACGGGGGCGCCGAUAUGCUUAUUUCGCGUCGAAGGGGAGAGGGGUCCGAAUCCGAGUGGCUUGCAGUGGAGACGCCGUUCAACCCUUCGACGUAUGUACACCUCCUGCGCCCCGUUCUGUCUGGCGUGACUACACUCUAUCUAUACACCAUGCCCCGCAACGCGGCAGUGUGGAGUACGAUUCUUGGUGGGUUUCCCGCGCUCGUUAGCCUGCAUAUCACGAAUCGGUGUAAUUACCAUCCGCUCAUUUUGUUACUCAAGUCGAAGACCGCGGCGCCGAGAGUGGAGGAUGGGCAGAUGGUUGAAGUUGUACCACUGUUGGAGAUUUUGUAUGCUCAGCCGCUGAUUGGGACUGCGAGGUUGACGGCGGUGGAGAGGAGGGAGUAUGAGUUGUUGGAGAAGGAGGAGGACCCUGUGAUUUUGAGGCCUGCGCCUUGCAAACCUUGUCGUAUCAGGUUUGUUGAGCCGGAUUCUGGUACUUCGACGUACCCCAAGGAGAUGAUGUAUAAGAAAACCGAAGUACAGCGCUGGUAG
Coprinopsis cinerea okayama7#130 is the source of this 1754-nucleotide messenger RNA. RefSeq lists its product as hypothetical. NCBI's taxonomy places the organism in Eukaryota, Fungi, Basidiomycota, Agaricomycetes, Agaricales, Psathyrellaceae. The transcript has 3 exons. Bases 24 to 1754 code for a protein of 576 amino acids. The record is from RefSeq and is a predicted model, not a curated record. Gene Ontology annotation, molecular function: protein binding.